Molecule: messenger RNA, 895 nt
Organism: Theobroma cacao (cacao)
Lineage: Eukaryota; Viridiplantae; Streptophyta; Magnoliopsida; Malvales; Malvaceae
Cellular component (GO): cytoplasm; eukaryotic translation initiation factor 3 complex
Molecular function (GO): RNA binding; translation initiation factor activity
Source: RefSeq, a predicted model, not a curated record
AUGACUAAAGAUGAAGAAACCCCGAACUCAAAGAAGCUCUCUUGGGCUGAUCAGGUCGAAGCUGAAGACAACGAGGAGGAACGUGCCUUGCCCCAUCUCCCUCCACGCCAAGUCAUUGGCCCUGACGAGAAUGGGAUAAAGAAAGUCAUAGAGUACAAGUUCAAUGAAGCUGGUGACAUGGUUAAGGUCACAUCCACCUAUCAGGUUCGCAAGGUUUGUACCAAGACGAGUAAGCGAGCCAUUCAGAGAAGGUCAUGGCCAAAGUUUGGUGAUGCAGUGUACGACGAAGCUAGUAGCAGACUCACUACGGUUUCUACUGAGGAGAUUUUUCUUCAAAGGCCGUCUAAAGUAGAAGAAACUAAAGCCAGGGAAGAUGCUUUGAAGCAACUGGGAAAGAGAGGAAAUAGUUCCUUGGUGUGUAAGACUCGUGUCCAAAAGGGUGACCACUUGACUUUAAGGUGUCCUUACAAGGAUCUUGCACCACAAAGUGAACUACGGAAUUAUAAAAGGCUUUCUUCAGCAUACGGUGCUGCAACUUCUUCUAAAGCCAACAGCAGCACUUAUGUUCCUCCAGGUAUGAGAGAUGGUGCCAAAAAGGGAAUUGGCACAGAUGUGAGGCGCAGGAAUGAAAAGUACACCGUCAGAGUUAGCAAUCUCUCACGGUAUGCUCAAGAGAGCGACGUACGUGAGCUUUUCUGCCUAUUUGGACAAAUAGCUGAUGUCUACGUUCCCCGUGAUCAUAAGCCUAAUUUGAACAGAGGUUUUGCUUUUGUCAAUUUCGUUAACAAGGAAGAUGCACAGAGAGCCAUUAACAAGCUCGAUGGAUAUGGAUAUGACAAUCUGAUCCUCAAUGUUGAAUGGUCCUUGCCAAGAAAAUAGAUGUACAUGUUCCUUA